This is a messenger RNA of Suillus subaureus, 918 nucleotides long. RefSeq lists its product as uncharacterized. The record is from RefSeq and is a predicted model, not a curated record. The coding region runs from base 162 to 686 and encodes 174 amino acids. The transcript has 6 exons. NCBI's taxonomy places the organism in Eukaryota, Fungi, Basidiomycota, Agaricomycetes, Boletales, Suillaceae.
CCUGGAAGCUAAGGGGCGGUGCGGCAUAAGAAGUUGUGUGAUGGCUCUUCCAAUCAACCGGCGCCAGGUGCUUGUCCUUUCCGUAUAAUAACGAUAGACAUAAUGUGGGUAAAGAUGCCCGCACCUUCACUGAUCUCCCAGCCCUAGACGGUAUUCUCGCCAUGGCUUCAAUAGGCAUGCCAAGGGAUGCUGCCGUUGUGUUGUCAUUAAUACUGGAAUGUAUUUUGUACGAUGAGUAUUGCAAUAGGUUCCCUUGUCUUAUGCCGGGGCUUGACCAUUCUUCAGGCUUUUCUAUUUUCAUGUUUUUGGGUACAAUCUGUGCUUUGACCUACAACCGCCGCAGCGAUCGCCCAUCACUUGUGGUGGCUGUCCUGCUGUUGAUACUGAGUACCGUGCACGUCGCCGUCAACAUCAUUCAUGCAGAAGAUGGACUGAUGAAGUAUCGCGACACGUUCCUAGGCGGACCCGUGGCUUUCUUCGAAGACUUUUCUCAGAUCACAUAUUUGAUCAAGGACACCUUGUAUGUUAUGCAAACCCUGGUUGCUGAUGGUGUGGUGAUCUACCGCUGUUAUAUUGUGUGGCAGUCUACCCGGGUUAUCAUACUGCCAUGCAUGUUGUGUAGUAGCAUCUUCGUCGUGGAACUCGCGCAGUGGCACAUUUUCGCGAGCGCGAUCUCGAGGGCCUGAAUGUGUCCAGGAUUACUGGCGUAUCGUAUUUGGAUGAUUGAACGCAGUGUCUCUACAGUGCGUGCUACGAAGAGCACUGUGGUGCCAAUAUUGCGCGUGCUUGUGGAUUCCGCUGUUCUAUACUCUGCAGUCCUCUUCCCUGCACUAAUAUAUUUCGUGUUCUCGAACAUCGGAGAGGCUGUGGUGUUGGACAUGGCCAUGCCGAUCAUGUCGAUUGCCUUUUACAUGGUGC